UGCUUUUACUCACAAAGGUAGCCCAUAAAGGUUGCAGUGUUAGGGAAUAACUGGCAGUGUUAGGGAAUAACUGGCAGUGCUAAGGAAUAACUGGCUGCUGCAGGUUUCUUGUUGUUUCCCCAUUGCUCAGGUGACAGCACUCCCACAAAAGGUGAGGAUUGGGGUGGAGGUUCCUCCUGGCCCAAGCCCAGGGGUGACACACACACAAGGAUCUGUGGGCUGGUACUGGUUCAGCAGGGCUGUGAGCAGCAGAGAACAGCAGCUGCUGAGGUGUGAGCAGUGACAGAACCACGGCACUAAGGAGAUGAGAAUCACAAAAUUACAUGGACUGGCUGUUCUAGUGACAGCAGGAAUCACUGGUGCAAUCUGGUACUACUACCCUUUCUCCCCAGCCAGAGCCCAGGAACACAAAGCCUCCCCUGGAGAGGAUUCAGUCCUGAAAACAGACCUGUAUGAAACAUCUCUGAUGUUCCCAUGGAGAAGGGAUGUGCUGGUGUUGACACCAUGGCUGGCUCCAAUUGUCUGGGAAGGCACGUUCAACAGAGACAUCCUGAAUGCUCAAUACCUGCAGAAGAAGGCAGUCACUGGAGUGGUCACUUUUGCUGUUGAAAAAUACAUCCAGUUCAUAGAAGGGUUCAUGAGCUCUGCCAACACGUACUUCCUUGCUGGGCACCCCGUGAAUUUCUACUUGUUCACAGACAAUCCUGAGAAGAUCUCUCACAUUCAGAUGGCCCCUGAGAACCACCUGUUCGUCAUCCCUGUCCAGAACGACCCCAGGUGGCAGGACAUCUCCAGGAGCCGUAUGGACAUCAUCAGCUGCUACAUCCAGAGCCAGUUCCAGCACGAGGUGGACUAUCUGUACUCCCUGGACAUCAAUGUCCAGCUCCUGGCACACAUUGGCGUGGAGAUCAUCGAUGCCCUGGUGGCCACCAUCAGCUCCUGGCAGGUCACCCCACAGCACGAGAACAAAGGCUCUGAGGCACACCCUGAGGCACAAUCUGCCAUCCCUGAGGGACAAGGGGACUUCUACUACACAGCGAGCUUCUAUGGGGGCAGCGUGCCCGAGGUCUACAAACUGACCCGAGCCUGCUCUGCAGGGCUGAGGGAGGACACAGAAAAUGGCAUUGAGGCUCCCUGGCACCACGAGAGCCACCUCAACAGGUACCUGCUGCAGCACAGGCCCACACGCCUGCUGUCCCCAGAGUACUACUGGGACCCCGAGCUCAGCCCCAGCACCAUCCAGGUGAAGAGGAUGUGCCCUGUGCACCAGCACAGCCAGAGACAAAGAAUGUGAUCUUUCAAAAAUUGGGAGCAGCAUUUAGCAAAGGCCACCUGGUUAAUUAACACCCAAGGUUCCACCAAUCAAGUAGGUCCUGCCCAGUCUGAGUCCCUGAAUAUACAGACAGAGAGAAAGCCCCAGUGGCACAUGUCAGAGGUUUGUUAGGGAAAUCAGUGUGGAUCAAUUCUGCCUCGAGUACAGACAAACCC
Molecule: messenger RNA, 1488 nt
Organism: Taeniopygia guttata (zebra finch)
Lineage: Eukaryota; Metazoa; Chordata; Aves; Passeriformes; Estrildidae
Source: RefSeq, a predicted model, not a curated record